AUGUUCCUGCAGAAUGGCCCAACCCCAGACACCUAUGUACACUCCCGCUAUCUAUGUAAUACCAAUCUAUCUCUUCUUUUCCCAAUGUCCGAAGUGAGAUUAAUCAAUGCUGGACACGCGUUCAAGAUCCUAGGAAGCCCUGCACGCGUUGUGCCGGUCGACGCGUCGUGGUUCAUGCCGAACAACCCGAGAAAUGCGAAAAACGAGUAUUCCAACAACGACAGGAUCAAACUGGCCGUUUUCUUCGACUUGGAUGUCGUUUCAAAGCCCAGCCGGUUUCCACACAUGCUCCCCUCGCAGCUGGUGUUUCAAAAAGCUGUCGGAGAGUUGGGAAUCAGCGCUUCAGAUACAGUUUUGGUGUAUGACCGUAGUGGAGUUUUUUCUGGCCCUAGAGCCGCAUGGACGUUUUCUUUAAAUGGUCAUAAGAACGUCUAUCUCUUGGAUCACUAUGAAUCUUUCAAGCGGGAGUUUGAGGUCGAAACUGGCGCGGUGACGUCUGUUCCCGAACCUGUAGAAUACAAGGGAAUUAGCCAGAACGACUUUUUUGACAACUACCGGAACCAAGUAAUUGAGUUCGAGGAGUUGCACGAUAUGGUCCAGAACAAGACCCUCACCCAGGACUAUUACCUCUUUGAUGCUCGUAGUCAUGGUAGAUUUACCAGUAAAGAUCCGGAACCACGGCCCGAGAUCUCGUCCGGCCACGUUCCGGGCUCGCAGUCGCUUCCAUUCUCCAAGGUUCUCGAUUCUGACGGCCACAUGAAGUCGAGAGAGGAGCUCGUGGCGUUGUUCAAGGAGGAGUUUGGGUUGGACUUGGAGAAGCCGCUCGCAAAGAAAGCCAUCAUUGUUUCCUGCGGCACCGGAGUGUCUGCGGUCAUUCUUCGCACGGCGAUCAAAGUGGUCGACGAGAAGAUUCCUGUCCGGGUGUAUGAUGGGUCUUGGACCGAGUGGGCUCAGCGGGCGCCAGACUACAUUGACAAAGAUGAAUAA
Australozyma saopauloensis is the source of this 987-nucleotide messenger RNA. RefSeq names its product thiosulfate sulfurtransferase. The record is from RefSeq and is a predicted model, not a curated record. The coding region runs from base 1 to 987 and encodes 328 amino acids. Gene Ontology annotation, molecular function: thiosulfate-cyanide sulfurtransferase activity. Lineage: Eukaryota; Fungi; Ascomycota; Pichiomycetes; Serinales; Metschnikowiaceae. The transcript has a single exon. Gene Ontology annotation, cellular component: mitochondrion.